ACCCCAGAGUGGCAGGAAACGCAGGAGGCCAGGGCGUGUGCUCAGAGCACAGCGACCAACCAGGCCCAGCUGCCAUUAGGCUCUGUAGGCACUGCCCCCAGGUGACAGGUGUGCCUGCCUGGGACUGCUCAGGAGCAAAGACCAUCUAGUGCUCUGGUGAGGAGGAGGAGACAGAGGGAGACACAGAAGUCAGUGCUGCUUCCUAGAAAAGAUCCAGGUGAAUCCCAGGAACUGAAGCUUCAGGGUGGUGGACCAGAAGGACAGCUGGGAGCUAAGGGGCUCUGAAGACUGUUGCGGGGAGCCCAACUGAGCUAGGAGAAGCAUGGACCACAGUGAAGGGUUUGCCAGAGACCCAGCUGUGUCUCAGGAGUUACUGAAAGAGAUGCUUUGGGUUUUUCGGGUAGAAGAUGCAUCUCCUUGGAAUUAUGCCAUCCUCGCCCUGGCCUUCCUGGUGUUCGUCAUAAGCAUUGUCCUCCUGAGAAGGAGUAUCCAGGCAAACAGAAAUAGAAAGAUGCUGCCACUGGAAAAGCAACCUCCAGGAGCCCUAUAUUUGGCUGAGGCCCCAAACCAAGACGAUAACGGUGUCAAUGCCCAGAGAGAGACUCUGCUCUCCGAAGCCCCAAACUCGGACCAAGGAGUAAUCGAGUUAAAGGAGAGAGACAUCCCCUCAGUUCUCCUUCCAGACCCAGCAGAAUCUGAGAGCUAGCGAGAGUCCAGAGCAGGACCGGCCCUGGCCGGGCCUUGGGCAGGCUCACUGGCCUGAAACGUCUCCGGUUUUGCAGCCUAAUUUUUUGUUAGCCAGAAAAAGGAAAAGAAUGGCAAUUCAACUGAGAUUGUUAUUUAGGAAAACCACCACACUUUUUAUUAAAAAUGCCUUUGAAGGUGGCAGCUAGAAUCGCA
Molecule: messenger RNA, 900 nt
Organism: Echinops telfairi (small Madagascar hedgehog)
Lineage: Eukaryota; Metazoa; Chordata; Mammalia; Afrosoricida; Tenrecidae
Gene: SLC51B
Product: solute carrier family 51 subunit beta
Exons: 4
Coding region: 323-706 (127 amino acids)
Biological process (GO): bile acid and bile salt transport
Cellular component (GO): plasma membrane
Molecular function (GO): protein heterodimerization activity; transmembrane transporter activity
Source: RefSeq, a predicted model, not a curated record